UCCCACGUUAGUGGUCAGAGGUGGUGUGGUGAAGCCUGCUGCCUUCAGGGCUGGGCAGAGGCUUCCUCCUGCAUCCCACAAGUGUCCUGGUGAGGGAUCCAAAGAUACCAUGUGUGGUUUCUAUCAAUAGAAGAAACACACCAUAAGGCAGAGGUUUCACAGCCUCCAUAAAUAGCCACUCUUUAGGAUGUAUGAUGUGGAGGAGGUUUUAGAAAUCAAAAUAUUUAGAGAUUUGCAUUAUUUGUCUUGGCAGGAAGGAGCAGCCAAGACUGAAAUGCAGAAUAUUCAAGGAAGGAAUAGAGUCGAGGAAAAGAGUGAAUAAGGGGAAUAGCAGAGGUGUCAAAACCUCCAAGAAUUCCUUUUGGAUGAAUGGAAGCAGGAAACACGAUAUGUCUGAAAGGAGGGAGAAUUCAUUGACAACGUUGAGGCACGUUUGUAUUCCUGGUAGAAAAUACUGACUUUUCAAACCAAAUCUUGACAUUUUGAUCAAACCUGAAUGUUGCAAGAACAUCCAGAACACUCAGCUAAAAGCAGCUCUGAGCUGGGCUGUGUUGGUGUGAGCCAUCAGCGAGGAGGCUCCAGCUCAUUCCCCAGCCUGUUCUCCUCCUCUCAGUUUUAUUCUAGUCCCUGUGUGGAGAUGUGUCAGAGGAGUGGAAGGCUGGUCUGAACAGGGGACGUGUGGAAGUUUGGGUCUGAGUGUGCUGGAAGGAGCAGGGGGUGGGAGGGGUGGAUGUUGGCGGUCCCUGGGUCAGCAGGUCAUCACGAUCCUCUCCUCAUCUCACCCCGAUUUCAGUCUCACCUCUCUGAGUGUUUCCCAGUCUCCCAGUCAGUCAGAUCUGUCUCCAAGCCUUUUUCAAGCACCUCCAGGCUCAACCUACCCCCUGUACCCUCAGGCAGGGCUGUCAGCCGAGGUGUGUGACCUUGUUGUCACCUCUCCUGUCUCCUGUCAUCAGCUGUCCCCUGUGGACAGGGGACCAGGAGUUUCAUCCACACCUUCCCCAGCAUCCCUGAGCAGCAAUGGGGGGAAAGAGGGUGCCAGGAGCUCCCAGAGCAGGGGGAGUCUGGUAACAGUGAGGGGAACCCUCAUGGCUGGGCUGGAGCUGUGGCAUGGCUGGAUUGGGAAUGGGGAUGGAUGGGAGCUUAAUUUCCCUUUGAGUUCCUCCUCUGGGUUCCUGCAAGGCCUCCACUUUGGGCAGGGGGUUCUAUUUUGUGAUUGUCCUCCUCCGCAGAGAGACAGGACCCCUUUUGUCACUGGACCAUCAGGAAAGGCAGUCUGUUCUCGUGGCUUUCUCGUUGUGCUGUGGUUGUCCAGCACCUGGACAUGUUCAUUAGCACCAUAGAGACCUCACUCCUCCUCCACUCUCCUGAGGCUUUUCCUGGGAGCCUGCAGAGCCCUCCUGCAGGGAUGGAGCAUUUCCAGCAGGAGUUUUUCUGCCAGUGCAGUGACACCAUUCCUGGCCCAAACAACGUGGGCUAAACCAGCCAUUCUCCUCUCUGUGUGUUUGUGGCUGGUGGGACAAUGACAGAGCAGUGUCAGGAGGCGGUCAGUGCUGGAACCAAAUGAUCACCUGAGCCAACUCUGCUGUGCCAACGUUCUCAUGAGCUCCUGAAGCUCUCUGGGAGGAUCAAUGGCUGAAUCCUGUGCUCAGGGAGAACUGAGCACUAUUUUAGCUGUCACUGGUGAUGUAGCAACAGAACCAGCUCCCUGAGGACUUGCUGCAGGGGAUGGCCAAGGGCAGAAUAGGAGCCCAGAUCUGGGAAGGCACCACACUCCACCUUCUUCUCUGCACAUUUAUGCACUGAUGACCUUCAGGGCCCCAUUGAGGAAGCCCCCGUUGCCUCGGGGCAGUGGUACAAGUGGGGCCCAGCAGGGCUGUGGUGGGCACUGCCUGGUCAGCCUGGCUCAGGAACUUUCCUUGCUCCAGUUGCUGUGGCAGAGGUGAAAUGUCUGUGAACUGCCUGUGAUGCAGAUGUUCUGGGAAACAUGAGUGUGUGGCAACCACGGCCACUCUGCGUCUACUGCUGCGGCUUCUGGGGAAGAGAUCCAUCUACUGAUCUUCUGAAUCACCAAUUCUGGGUUGUCUACAAAGUUCUCUAGUCAGGGGAUAGGAAAUGAUAGGUCAUAUCCUGUUCUCUUUCCUUUCAUGGUAUCGUACCAUUGAUGGGCACUGCUCUCGCUGGGGUUCUGGACAGUUCCUCCCCAGGCCCAUGGGGUGGCCUUGACACGGCAUGUCUCCCAUUAUGUCAUGGCUUUCACCAGUGUUUCCAUCACAUUUCCAUUUUUGGUCACUGUCUCGCUCUAUAAAGAGGGCUGAACCCAGGGCUGCCACACCAGACACAGCCAGGGGCACCCUGCACCAGUGCAGCCUGACUCCUACAGCUCAUCUCCACCCAACAGGACCAUGAAGACCUUCACAGCAGCCCUUGCUGUACUGUUUGUGUCUGUCCUCUGCUACCAGGUCUCCUCUUCUCCACCUUCUCUCAACCAUUUUGGUCCCUGCUGCCCUAAGUUCGUCACCGGACCGCUGCCCUUGAGACUUGUGAGGAGCUAUGAGCGCACAAGCAGCUACUGCUCCCAGCCAGCUGUGAUAUUCACCACCAUCAGGGGCAGGCUGGUCUGUGCCAGUCUUGAUGAGAAGUGGGUCCAGGACAUGGUGAUUCAAUUAGACAAGAAAGCCAGUGGAUGAGCAAAGCCCUGCUCCCUCCAAGCAUUACCUCAGAAAGCACCUGCACUCAUGGGCACCUCCGAGACAAAUCCCUGCUUUCUCAUUGCCUGGGAGUUUGGCAGAUUAUUUAACACAGUGUUUAGCUCUCUUAUUUAAGUUUCUGCAAAGGCAAUCUUAAUUUAUUUGGCAUUUUCAGUGAAACUUUUCAUUCUCGUUUGCACUGAUGGAGUCGAAGUUAUUUUUGCAUAAUAAAAAGGAUCAAAACCUGCAGCUUGUCCCACUCGUUCUUGGGAUGCUCCACGGAUACUGCGGAGGGCAGCAGUGACCGGGUCCAGGCUGUCACUCGGGGUCCGUGGGUGGUACCUGGCUGUCCCUCAGCCCCUCC
Molecule: messenger RNA, 3051 nt
Organism: Empidonax traillii (willow flycatcher)
Lineage: Eukaryota; Metazoa; Chordata; Aves; Passeriformes; Tyrannidae
Product: C-C motif chemokine 3-like 1
Exons: 3
Coding region: 2403-2687 (94 amino acids)
Biological process (GO): cellular response to tumor necrosis factor; G protein-coupled receptor signaling pathway; lymphocyte chemotaxis
Cellular component (GO): extracellular region
Molecular function (GO): chemokine activity; CCR chemokine receptor binding
Source: RefSeq, a predicted model, not a curated record